Xyrichtys novacula (pearly razorfish) is the source of this 7352-nucleotide messenger RNA. The record is from the annotation of a GenBank genome assembly. NCBI's taxonomy places the organism in Eukaryota, Metazoa, Chordata, Actinopteri, Labriformes, Labridae.
CUACACAUGCCACUCAUGCUGCCCCCGAGGAUAUCUGUCAUGUACUAAAGCUGCAGGUGUAACUGUUUUUGAGAGAUUCGUUAUCAUAAUUGGAUUGUUGAUAGAUCUCAUCAGUUUAAUAUGAUGACAGAAAAAGAGAAUUACAAAAGUCAGCUCAAGUUGGUUAAAAGUACUCUCCAGUCUUUUCAAAGGAUAUAGAUAAUACUGUUGAAUUUUGCAGACUUAUGUGGCUUCAUUGCAUAACCAAUCCAUGUUUUGAGGAUGAUACAACAAUGUGAUUUUAAAUGUUAGCCGUGCCCAGAGAGACUGGGGAUUAGACUGAUGUGAAAGUACAAAAUAAAUCUCAGCAACUUUUGACACUCACAAUUUAGGCUACUAUUGCAUUGAUGAAAAGUCUCUGUUUUGUAAAUACUAAAUAUUCUCAUGAGAGGAUAUUGGUAUAUCUCUGUCACUACUGUGUUGUGUUAUGACUCAAUAAGUGGGAAGCUUAAAGGAUAAAAAAAAAACACAUUCAUACAUUUUUUUUUUCAAUCACAGAAGGAGCAUUAACUGUUUUGCAUCUGAUCUGUAAAAAUAAAUCCCCUCCUGUAAAAUGGUUGUUGUGUGUUGGCUGUAUCCGACAAUGUUGUAUAUUUUUGAUUGGAAAAUAACAUUUAAAAAUCUCUUUAUGGAGCUUAUCAUUGAUAGAGCCAAUAUAAAAAAAUCAAUAAAGUAUCCUUUUUUCAAGUUUUCUUAUCAUGUUUAAUUUAAUUUUGAUGGCUUUUUUUAAUCUGCACAAUAAGUGAAAAUAGUCCAUGGGUUAUCCUCCCACCCCUCUUUGGAUUUCCACAACUCGGUAUGGGAAUAUAAUUGCUUUUAUGUUCUACAUAAAGCCUAGUCAGCUCCUGACAAUGCAGACAACAAGGAUAUCCCGUUCCCACGAUCCCAGUAGCACUCACCUUGCACAGGUGAGCUACGAGAAUCUACAGUAAGUUAUGUGAGUGACAGCUGGAAACCAAACAUUCGUGUCUGAAUCCCGCUCGCUCCUCCCUAAUGGGGCCCUCGGCGGCCAAUAGCGUGGCUCUCCUGCAGAUAGACCCCAGCGUGUCUCCGUCCAGCUCCAGUCCCCGCAGAGUAAAAGUCACGUUGGAAGGAAAAGGGGAGAGAGAUAUCUACUUACAGCUGCUGUCAGAUAUCCGAUCGCACUCGCAUGGCGAGGAGGUAACCUGAUCGAGCUGGGAGGAGUGACUUUACCAGGGAAGGCUUGAACAAAAAAAAUGUCUUCUUCUUCUGCCGGAGAAGUCACAACAGCAAAUGACAUCAAGAGGGAAAAUGUGAAGGAGGUGGAUACGCGGGAGUGCAUCAAGCUUGUGGCGCUGGACGCAGCGGAGUUGUCCAUGGAGCGCACGGCUCCCAAUACGGACGCGGUGCGCACGGAGCUGCUGGUGAGCGCCGCUUCCUCCCUGGCGUUCUCCCCGGAGCAAGUGGCGUGCGUCUGCGAGGCGCUGCAGCAGGGAGGCAAUGUGGACCGGCUGGCCAGGUUCCUGUGGUCCCUGCCACAAAGUGACCUGCUCCGCGGGAACGAAAGCAUCUUGAAAGCCCAAGCCCUCGUCGCUUUCCACCAGACUCGGUACCAGGAGCUGUACAGUAUUCUGGAGAACCACAGUUUCAGUCCGUCCAACCACACCUUUCUGCAGGAUCUGUGGUACAAGGCCCGGUACACCGAGGCAGAGAAGGCGCGGGGGAGACCCUUGGGCGCCGUGGACAAGUACCGGAUCCGGAGAAAGUAUCCUCUCCCAAGGACUAUCUGGGACGGCGAGGAGACUGUGUAUUGUUUCAAGGAGAGGUCCCGGAACGCGCUGAAGGAUCUGUAUAAUCAGAAUCGGUACCCCUCUCCGGCCGAAAAGAGGAAUCUCGCCAAGAUUACAGGACUCUCCUUGACCCAGGUCAGCAACUGGUUCAAAAACAGGAGACAGAGAGACAGAAACCCGUCUGAGGCACAAUCAAAAAGGUGAGGAAACAAAAGAAACGGGAUUAAUCUGCUACAAACUUCACAUACAACAAAUGAUAACGCGUUGGAACACUUUUUUUCAGUCUAUGCUGUGCGUAAAGGGCACAUUAAACAGACGCUAUUUUUAACAAACGGUUUAAACCUUACUCCGAAGAGAGGCGCCAAUAUCUUAAAAUCAUUCUCACUUACUGGCAAUAUUCCGUGUAUUCCAUUUCUUUCCACUGAACUUUCUUAUUUUCAAAAUGAGAAGGAUAAAUAGUGGAUGGUGAAGAAGCACAAAAGUGUGCGUAAAAGGGUUUGGAGCACGCUUUUAAUGUUUUGAAAUAUGAAGCGGUUGCCACUCAGAUCCGGUUUCAACUGUGUUGCUGCUAAGGAGCAUGGAAACCAUAAGCAACUAAAUAACAUAGUAACUUCCACAGCCCGGCGAUUUGACUGUCAGGCAUCAAAAGUUGUCAAUUAUGAUAAAACGAUAAACAAGUCAGCUUUCAUUUCUUCGUGUGUGUAUGUGUGCACAAAGUCAGAGGCAAACACACUCAACACAUGUGCGCGUGCACGAGCACAUAAAUCAUUUUUCAUUUUAUCUUUUAUUUCCUGGACUAAAGGAGAUCUUAGAUCCUCUGAUAGCCUCUGUGUUUCUUUUAUAAUCCUCCACACAAACAGACUGAAGUGUGGCUUCUUUCAUGUUUCUCUCUCUGUGAACAAAGCUGAGGCACACCUGGUGGAGGUGACCCCUCUCUCUCUCUCCCUCUCUUUCUCUCUCUCUGUCUUACACACGCACAUUCAAACACACAGCACACACACACUUUAUUGUGUUUGCCUUUAAGAGCUAAAACUAUUCAUUAAAAAAACACUUUUAUAGCUUUUAAACUUGUGGAUAUUUAACUCUUAUUUUUGGCAACUAGUGUCCUUGUUUAUAUCUCUUCCAAGGAGUGAGGGUGAGAGCUCACAGUGUGAGUAUGUGUGUGUGUGUGUGUGUGUGAGUGUGUGUGUGUGUGUGUGUGCGUGUUUGUUUGUUUGUGUUGAAGAGGCAGCAGCUGUUUGAAUCAAUCUCGAAUACCAGUUAUUCAUUAACAAGCUGUAACAACUAAAUCUAAAUUAUUUUAAAGGCUUCAGGGAAACAGAAAAUGGGAUUUCAAAUCGCAAAACCAUGUCAAAUCAGAGGAACGAAUUCAAAUAAAUGCCCUUAGCCAUUUGUCACGCCACUGCUGCUGGCAUUUUGUCACACCAGAAUUUAUAGCGCCAAAUGGUUGCACGGUUGUUGGUGUGAGGUGGUUGUUGUCAGUGCAGCUCUCCAUGAGGUAAGAGAAGGCUAUACACUGACAAACACAGCCGGCUCUUCAAAGCUGUGUAAUAACAGCAACAAAUGUGACCCUGUCUGCUCUGUGCUCAGGGAAAGAGAGUGGAAAUUUUUAAAAAGAUAGUCCAGUUGAAUUCAAAUAGAGUUUAUCCCCCAAACCGAAAAUGGGACUAACUAGAUUCUAGUUUCAUUUCAUUUUUCUUUGUUUGAAAAAAGGCCCAAAGUUUGUUCUGUAGGAUGUCUUUUAUAAUGUUUCUGUCUCUUCUUCAGUGAAUCUGAUGGAAACCACAGCACAGAGGAUGAAUCCAGCAAAGGCCAGGAGGAGUUGUCACCUCGGCCCCUCUCUAACUCCUCAGAUGGUGUGAUCACCCAUGGGACCCUUCCCCUUCAAACAGGGUCUCUGGACAGUGGGGUGGUCAUCCAGCAGAUCGGGGACAUUAAGCUGCCUCCUGGAUCCAGCAGCAGCGGCCUCUACAAUGGAAGUCUCGUGACCAGUAACACCCCCUCCACUGUGUUUCACAAUGGAGGUUCGUCUUACCUCCACACACCUGGAAACAUCCUCUUCAACGGGCUCAAUUUGGGCAUCCAACCCUUGGCUUUCAACCCUCUGAGGUCGUCUGGAGGGGUGCUACUGGGGGGCUCAGGGGUGGACAUGCAGAUGCAGACCGGGCAGGAGAAAGGACUGGGCAGUUCUGCGGAGGACUCAGCCCUGCAGUACGCCUCCUACCAGGGCUGUGUGAACGGAGCUGAGGUGAAGCUGGAGGGCAUUCACACCAUGGCGGCCCAGAACGGAGGAUCCUCCGUGCUUACCUUCAGCUCCUCGUCAGGGCCACUGCAGCUGGGGGGCUACAGCCUGGUCCAGGUACCGAGUGGGGGGGUCUCUGACAGUGAUGGCAGCUCAUUACUCAACAGUGAUGUAGGCCUUCCUCCUCUGCAGCUUUCAUCCGCCUCACCUGCCUCAACAAUCACACAACAAGGUGGGUUGAGAAAACAAUUGAACCAUGUGUGAUUAUAAUUAUUUCACUCUGAGGGUAUGAUCAGAUUAUAUGAAGAAAAGAGGUGAAAAUACAAACUAAAGCCUCUUAAAAGCUUAAAUAUUGUGAUUAUUUGAUUCAAAUUAACCCAUCUUGGAGCUCUACAGUAAAAUCAAUGGAGAUAAUUAUAUGAAAAGUUUAUUUUCCCCUAAAUUUAGUGAAUUCAGAGCAGCUGAUGACUUUGAUUUGACUCGAUUGACUUUAUUACAGCAAAUACAACAAAGAGGAGACAAAAUCAAGAUUAACUGCAGUGAUAAGAUAACCAGAAUCAAGACAUAUACUCUUCUGCUUUUAUAUCAAAUUUUAGAUGGUUUACUCCUGCGCCUUGUAGCUUUAAAGACAAUCAGACGUAACCUUUGCCCUCUUGUUCUGGCCGUUGCUACACAUCCAACCUAGUUUGUCAACAGGUCUCUACUACGUCCACGUGAAAUAUAUCUGAGCUGCUUUAUUCUUGGCUUGUCUGUGUUUGGGUUGUAGCCCAAAGGCUAAUGCCGAACAUAUCACAGAGCAGAAGAAACAGGGCCACACAUACACACGCACAUACACACACAACAAAAGAGGUGGUCCUUUGAAAACCCCAGAGAUGAAUAAAAACAAGUUGUGGAGUCACCAUCACUCAUCAUCAUUGCGCUCUUGAUGUGCAGAACAAGGAGGGAGGAGGAGAAAUAUGUUUCAGACAAUCAGAGGCCCUGAAACACACUAACGGGGAAUACGACGUUCCAGCUCUGCCUUUGACAAAAAGCAGAGAAUCUACAUCAGCAUGAAUAAUAAGGGAAAGGAGAAAAUUGCAGCAUGCUGUUGAGCCCUGGCUCUUGUUCUCCGGGGCUCUGCAGGGUCGAGCUUUAAGAGUGCAAAGUGUGUGAGACAUGAAACAGCGAUUUAAGGGCCAAGACUCGCUGUGCAUGAAACAUGAAAAACUGUGAGAAAAGAUGUAGAGAAACGGUGUGUAUUGAUGGAUUGUUGUGUCGCCGCAGGUUCUUUGCCUCUGAGCAACGUAGCCGUGACUUCCUCCAGUGAUGGCUCGUUCCAGCAGCAGGACAAGCUCACCAUGUCAUCCCUCCACCACAGCACCGUCCUCUACAACAUGAGCAGCGAAAACCAGCCUUCAAUCAAGAAGGAGCCUCUGGAGGGGGUCGUCUACUCCUCGUACCACCACAGCCUCCAUCACCUGGACCCCACUGGACAGCUCAGCUACACCACCCCCAACUCAGAAGAUGAUCACUCCAGCCAAGGUCCUGCCUCCACCACCGAGGUCACCGCCGUUAGCUCAUCCAGCUCCGGACCAGAAGUCUACACCACCCUUACUGUCAGCACACCGCUCAUGGCUCAUACAGACCCCAGCGGCCAUCACCUCCAGCCCACAGAGUAUCUCCGAAGCCCCCCAUCCUCACACCUGAUCGGGCCUGGAAUGAACAGCACCUUCAUGAACCUUUCAGAGAACAAAUCAGAGGUGUCGGGAGGUGUAAACGAGAUGGUGCGAGCGAUGUGCGGGGAGAUGGAGGCGGUGGAGGGGAAGGAUCUCGCCAAACUACAAACAGUGCAGAUGGAGGAGGACAUGGCCGACCUUUAACCUCUCCUCUCACUGAAGCCCCUCAUCUGCCCAAGCAGAAAUAUGGUGAACCUUUUUUUUUGCGUGUGUGAGUGUGUGUGUGUGUGUUGUUUUUUUAUUACAUUGAUUUCCUUUAAAUGUUAAAUUAUUUGUGUUCAUGCACUCUAGUCAGAGAGGAGCCCCGUCGGUGGGCUUCAUCAGAUUGUCAUAAAAAUGAAAAAAAAGUCUGUGACAUGUUUUGAAAAGCUCCAGCCUGUAAGAAGAACGACUGUUACGUGCUCCGAGAAGAAGUCAUGUACGAGUUUGAGCCAUGUUUAAAUGUGCAUUUUUAUAGACAACACCUGCUACUUCCUGUUGAGUGGAUUUGAUCCGCAGGAGCAGGUGCUGGAAUGCCUCGAAGUCAUGUGACCGGGGAUGUUCCUCCAAAACUAAAUGCGUCAUCUGGGUCAAACCAAAAAGGUCAUCUGGUAGGGGGGGAAAAGGGAGAGAGGGGCUGUGUGAAAAUGGUCAGUUAAAGAGCGAGGGCUUUACUCAAGGACUGCACAAACACACACACAUACACUUACAUACAGAGAAGAAGAAAAAGGUCAUUAAACACACAAAGCUGCUGAUUUAGGAAAAAGUGUCCUUCAGAAAUCAACUUAAAAUCUCUGAAUGCUUCUAAGUUGCUGCAAAACUCUGCUUUAGUGCUUUAUAUCAUACCAAAUUAACUACAAGUUAAGACUGAUGUGCCUUUCUGCUUUUUAAAGAACACCACAGCACUGGCCUGCUUUGCGUUUGCACUACCAUAAUGUACAACUUUUGAUUUGGAGGGUUUGCCACGUGUAACCCACCCUAACAAACACACAAUAUUUCAGCUUCAACUCACAUUUCAAGCCUAUUCACCAACCUGUGAGGUGAAAAUCUCAAUGACAGAGUUGUCACUCAGAGUCAUGAUGUUGUUUAAAAGCUGCAGCUCAUUGUAUGUUAACUUGAUGUGACGAUGCUGUUCUGUAAUCCUGUUUCAUUUUCUCUCCAAAAUGUUGCCUGUCAUGGAUGCUAUUUUUCUAUAACGGGAGUGUAACUUUUUCUCUUUGCAUGGACACUAGUGCCUUUUACUUUGUGUUUUGUGAAUACCACUGAAAGUAAGCCUGUGUCUUCCCUGACAUAUGUGUCGGGUGUUCGUCGAAAGGGAAAAGAUGAGAGAAUGUGCAGCUCAUUUGUCAAGCGUGUCCGGUGCUUUUCACAACAGGGGCCUAAUUCCUCUCCUUGCUGUCGUAAAGUUCAUGACCAUAAUAGCACAUUUCAUUUCAGCCUCACAGCCAACUCCAAGGAUGCACAUCUCUGAGUGCAUUACACACAUGGACUUGUAAUGCUUUUUCUUUAUCAGGAUUAAUGACUUAAUCCCAUCAAUUUGAAUGGACUGUUCGGCGUACUCUCAGUGCUUUAAUGUCAGAAACCAAAAAUGAGCUGUGGGCAAAUAGAUAAAGGUGGUCAUUUGUG